AUCAUUUUAUUUUCAUACCGUUACCAUUACAUUACGAACCUCCGACGAAACCACCAUCCCAAACCGCUCGUUGAUAAAAACCAUGGUUUUUGACUGCCAAAAAUCGCCACGUUUGCAGUUCUCGACUACCCCAGCUGCGGCUAACUCGUCCCACCUUCAACCGCGUUUUCUUACGAAACAGCUCUUCUAUAAAUAAUGUCAUAACUAUAAUUAUGCUCUAGUAAGAAGAACUGAUAGUUGUCACAUUCCAAAACUGGCCAGAAAUCUCUGCUAGAAUCCUUGCAAAGAGACUGAGACUGCCUUUCUGCUAUUUUUCUUCAGCAGUUCUCUUGGGCUUUUGUUAGAAUCAUGGCAGGAGGAAGCAGUGAUUCCAAUUCAAGAGAUCUUGAUCAGACACCCACAUGGGCUGUUUCUGCAGUUGUUGCAAUUAUUAUUAUCAUUUCUAUUGCUUUGGAGAAGCUUCUUCACAAACUCGGAACGUGGUUUACAGAGAGACGCAAAAAGGCUCUAUAUGAAGCUCUUGAGAAGGUUAAAGAUGAGCUGAUGAUUCUUGGGUUCAUUUCGUUACUCCUGACAUUCGGGCAGAAUUACGUUGUAAAAAUCUGCAUCCCUACUAAAGUUGCGAAUACAAUGUUGCCAUGCGCUUUAAAGACAACGGCAACGGAGAGCAAGGACCGGAGGCUUCUAUGGGAUGAUCCAUUCUCGGACUCGAGUUUGCAGCGUAGAGCCUUAGCGGCUGCCGGGGCAGCUACUAAAUGCAAGACGGGUCACAUGCCACUUGUUUCUGCAAAUGGGAUACAUCAGUUGCACAUCUUCAUAUUUUUCUUAGCAGUCUUUCAUUUGGUGUAUAGUGCUCUAACAAUGGCUCUUGGAAGAUUAAAGAUCCGUGGAUGGAAGCAGUGGGAAAUGGAGACUCAAUCCCUUGAUUACGAAUUUUCUAAUGAUCCUCAGAGAUUCAGAUUUGCUCAUGAGACAUCUUUUGUGAGAUUACACAUCAGUUUCUGGAACAGGAUUCCGAUCUUGUUUUACAUUGUAUCCUUCUUCCGUCAAUUCUUCAGGUCCGUUCGUAAGGCAGACUACUUGGCCAUGCGCCACGGAUUCAUCGUCGUCCAUUUAGCUCCAGGCACCAAGUUCAACUUCCAAAAAUAUAUUAAAAGAUCACUGGAGGAUGACUUCAAGGUUAUUGUGGGAAUUAGUCCUCCGUUGUGGGCUUCACUUGUGAUCUUCUUGCUCCUAAAUGUUAAGGGGUGGCAAGUACUGUUUUGGGUGUCCAUUCUUCCCCUAGUUAUAGUCUUGGCCGUUGGAACUAAGCUGCAAGCUAUCAUCACGAGGAUGGCACUUGAAAUCCAUGAGAGGCAUGCGGUGGUUCAAGGAAUUCCUCUCGUGCAAGUCGGCGACAAACACUUCUGGUUUGGUCGCCCUGAGCUGGUCCUAUUCCUCAUCCAUUUCACACUGUUUCAGAAUGCAUUCGAAAUAAUAUAUUUCCUGUGGACAUGGUAUGAGUUUGGGUUGAGGUCUUGUUUCCAUGACAAUCUUAGGCUUACAAUUGCCAGAGUUGCUCUUGGGGUAGGAGUCCAAUUUUUGUGCAGCUACAUUACUCUUCCGCUCUAUGCACUUGUAUCUCAGAUGGGAUCAAACAUGAAGAGAUCUGUCUUCGACGAACAGACGUCCAAGGCCCUCAAGAAAUGGCAUCAGGCAGUGAAGAAGAAGCAUGGGAAGUCAGCCCGUUCCCCUACCAGGAGCCUCGGCAUGAGCUCACUUGUGAGCCCAAGCGCAACCCCUCUGCACUCACUUCAACGUUUCAAGACUACUGGUCAUUCGACGGCCACACCCCGUAGAGGUUACCACUCUGACCAAGACAUGUCUGACAUGGAAGGCGAUCAUUCGCCCACAUCUCAGACGGCCGUCUUGAUACCUGACACACCAACUCACAGCGUGGAGUCUGGAUCAGGAGAUCAAGAGCACCAUGUGGAAGAACAUCGGAACGAGGAUGACUUCUCGUUUGUAAAGUCUGCCCCAUCAGCAGGACGAACCAUCUGAUGAUGGUGAUGGUGAUGAUGAUGGUAAUGAUGGUGAUCUCUCACCCUCCAUAUGGGCAUUUUUCUAAAUUCCCACUCCAUAAUUUGGUGCAUGUAUUAUCAUAUGAUCAGUUUUUUUUUUUUUUUGAGUAGUCCAUUCGAUGUGUACAAAAGAUGUACAUUUUAUAUUUUUGUGAAAGGAUCCAUUGGUAAGCAUUGGUACCUAA
This is a messenger RNA of Magnolia sinica, 2245 nucleotides long. Its product is annotated as MLO-like protein 9. The transcript is spliced from 15 exons. Gene Ontology annotation, cellular component: membrane. Gene Ontology annotation, biological process: defense response. The record is from RefSeq and is a predicted model, not a curated record. NCBI's taxonomy places the organism in Eukaryota, Viridiplantae, Streptophyta, Magnoliopsida, Magnoliales, Magnoliaceae. Bases 349 to 2040 code for a protein of 563 amino acids.